Messenger RNA from Notechis scutatus (mainland tiger snake), 398 nucleotides. The record is from RefSeq and is a predicted model, not a curated record. NCBI's taxonomy places the organism in Eukaryota, Metazoa, Chordata, Lepidosauria, Squamata, Elapidae.
CUUUGGGAUUCAUCCAGGCUUCCAUUGAACGGGUCAGGCUUCGCGUGUUUGAAUUCUCCGUCCUUCUCGCCCAGAUGAGAUCGGAAGAAACCGCCGACUUGCUGGCUGAAAAAGCUCAGAUCACCGAAGAGGAAGCCAAACUCCUGGCUCAAAAGGCAGCUGAGGCGGAGCAGGAAAUGCAACGGAUCAAAGCCACGGCGAUCCGGACGGAGGAAGAGAAGCGGUUGAUGGAACAAAAAGUGUUGGAGGCCGAGAUGUUGGCGCUGAAAAUGGCGGAGGAGUCUGAACGAAGGGCAAAGGAGGCAGAUCAACUCAAGAACGACUUGCAAGAAUCCCGAGACUCUGAAAGGAGAGCCAAGCAGAAACUUCUGGAAAUUACCAGCAAGUCAUCCUACACC